This is a messenger RNA of Folsomia candida, 1796 nucleotides long. Its product is annotated as BTB/POZ domain-containing protein 2. The record is from RefSeq and is a predicted model, not a curated record. Gene Ontology annotation, molecular function: protein binding. The transcript is spliced from 6 exons. Gene Ontology annotation, cellular component: cytosol. Lineage: Eukaryota; Metazoa; Arthropoda; Collembola; Entomobryomorpha; Isotomidae. Gene Ontology annotation, biological process: neurogenesis. Bases 508 to 1770 code for a protein of 420 amino acids.
UGCACCCUCAAAAAGAGCUUUUAAUCGCAAUUAUAUGACCACUCUGCACAAAAAUGCCGGAAGUAUGAUGAUAUCAGAGAAUCGCUUCAAUUAAUAGGAAUUAAAAAUUGUGCAUGUUUACUUUUGUAAAGGUUGACUAAUGCGAUUAUUUGAUAACGUCGGUCAUACAAAAACUGCUUAGUUUUCUGAAGCAUUACUAGAUUAAAUUAAUGAGUGUCAAGAAAUAUUUUUAGUCGAACGAAAGUAAAGUUCAAUCAGUUAAAUGCGGUGCAGGACUCGAUAUGAAAUACAAAAACAGUUGCAGCCGAGACAAAGGCGAGAUAAAACCGUAAUCACGAUGAACUUGGACUAUGAACCAAGAGUGACAAAAGUCAGUUAAGUAAACAAAUACUUGUAUUAAUAACCUAAUAAAUGAGUUCCAUUCCAAAUCAGUAACUUUUUGGCCUUCUGAAGCUCACCACGUUGAUAAAAAUAGUUAUUAAUUCUCAUAACCGAAAUUGUCCUAAAAUGAGUUCUGACUGGCGACUACCUUUCGCCACAGGGAGGGAACAAUUCCAUUACGUGUUCCACAAUGGGACAUUUUCCGACGUGAACUUGGUAAUUGAUGGAGUGGACAUUUCUGCCGUGGACAAACAGGUCAUUCCGUCCCAUUCGCUAGUUUUGAAGGUUCGGUCGUCAGUUUUUGAAAAACUUUUGGAGAAAAUUCCCAUUGGUUCGGGGGGACGUAGGGAGAUUACUAUUCAAGGAUUUGAAGCGUCUGAAGUGAAAAAGUUUAUACAGUUUCUGUAUACCGACGAAUUGGAAACUGGUUCUCCCCACGAGGCGCAAAAAAUAUUGCACUUGGCGAAAAAGUAUAAGGUCCACGGUCUCGUGUCGAGGUGUACGGCGUAUCUGCUGUCGACGCUUUCUCCCAAGUGCGCUACAUCAAUAUUUCAAGCUGCUAAAGACCACAAUGAAAUCGAGUUGGAAGGGAAAGCUCUUCAGUUUAUUAUAAACAAUGCGACUGAAGUGCUGGAAGAAGACGACUUUUCAUCCCUAAGUCAAAUUAACCUGUGUGAAGUUUUGGACAAGAACGAAUUGGAUAUUAACGAGAUCGACUUGUUCCUUGGAAUUUUGAAAUGGGCACGCAAGGAAUGCACCCGUUACAAAAUUCAGGACACACCUAAGCACAUUCGACUCGUGCUGAAGGAAGCAUUAAACUUGAUCAGAUUUCCUACAAUGACUAAAGAAGAUUUUGCAGAGAAAGUUGUUCCCACGGGAGUUUUGAGUGAAAGGGAAGUUACUGAAGUUAACCGUUAUUUUGAUGCGACUCCAGAAAAUAGGCAGUUUGUAGUCCCUUCCACUUUCUCGAGCAAACCACGAAUUGGAUUUGGUCAGGAAGAAUGGCUCGAUUUGACAAAAACUGACGAACAAAACCACAAACUUUUGGCAAAGUUUGCCCUAAAGAAAGUCCGUAGUAACAGUGGUAAUACUGCAACUAAUCCCAAAUCCGUUCGUGUCUCCAGCGUCAUCGUAGAAAUCGAGACUAAACCGGACUCCAUGACCCUUGACAAAUUACAAGAUGAGAUUUUCAAAAUUACAAAGUACGGCCUGUACUGGGGAGCUGGAAGUGUGACGCCAGAAAAUAAACUUCUCGUAUCAUUUGCUGCCGAAGAAAACCGUUCAUACGGAGUGGGAUCGGUCAUUGAAGAAAUUCAAGACGGAUUUCCAGACCAAGUCAAACUUGCAUACGUAAAGUCUUACAAGGACGAUAUCACCAUCCACUUAUAAAAUUUUAGGGAGGAGAAACGCGUUAG